AUGGCAGAAGUCGCGCCUGCAGCGCCCGUAGCGGCGGCUCCGGCUUCGAAGGCGGCGGCGAGGAGAGCGGCGGGCGUUGCGAAGGCGCGGAAGCCGGCCGGCCCCAGCGUGACGGAGCUGCUGAUGCAGGCGGUGACGGCCUCCAAGGAGCGCGGCGGCAUCUCCUUGGCCGCGCUGAAGAAGUCCCUGGCGGCGUCGGGCUACGACGUGGAGAAGAACAACAGCCGCAUCAAGCUGGGCCUGAAGAGCCUGGUGACCAAGGGGACGCUGCUGCAGACGAAAGGCACGGGAGCCUCGGGCUCCUUCAAGCUCAACAAGAAGCAGGCCGAGCCCAAGGACAAGGCGGCCCGCAAGAAGCAGCAGCCGACGGCAGCCAAGAGCGCCAAGAAGCCCACCAGCGCCGCCGCCAAGAAGGCGAAAAAAGCUCCGGUGGCCGCCGGGGCGAAGAAACCCGCCAAGAAGGCGGUGAAGAAAUCCCCCAAGGCGGUCAAGAAGCCCAAAGCAGCGGCGGCUAAAGCGAAGAAAGCGGUCAAAAGCCCCGCCAAAGCCAGGGCGGCGAAGCCGAAAGCGAAACCCAAGACUCCCAAAGCCAAAGUGGCGAAGCCCAAGAAAGGCGUGGCGAAGAAGUAAGCUGCUCUCGGGCGGCUCCAGGUGCGAGUCCUCGUUGCUUGCAAAAAACCCCCAAAGGCUCUUUUAAGAGCCACCCACA
Molecule: messenger RNA, 709 nt
Organism: Thamnophis sirtalis
Lineage: Eukaryota; Metazoa; Chordata; Lepidosauria; Squamata; Natricidae
Product: histone H1.01-like
Biological process (GO): nucleosome assembly
Cellular component (GO): nucleosome
Molecular function (GO): structural constituent of chromatin; DNA binding
Source: RefSeq, a predicted model, not a curated record